Messenger RNA from Sorex fumeus (smoky shrew), 1024 nucleotides. RefSeq names its product exosome component 3 (gene EXOSC3). Bases 28 to 858 code for a protein of 276 amino acids. The transcript has 4 exons. Lineage: Eukaryota; Metazoa; Chordata; Mammalia; Eulipotyphla; Soricidae. The record is from RefSeq and is a predicted model, not a curated record. Gene Ontology annotation, biological process: nuclear polyadenylation-dependent rRNA catabolic process; CUT catabolic process; poly(A)-dependent snoRNA 3'-end processing. Gene Ontology annotation, molecular function: RNA binding. Gene Ontology annotation, cellular component: cytoplasmic exosome (RNase complex); nuclear exosome (RNase complex).
UCUGGGGUCCGGUAGCGGGGCGUCCGCAUGGCUGAGUCCGGGGCUGUGGCCGCCGAGUACCCGUCGGGGGGCCGGGCGCGGGCGGCGCGCACGCUGCUCGACCAGGUGGUGCUCCCGGGCGAGGAGCUGCUCCUCCCGGAGCAGGAGGACGCGGACGGCCCCGGGGGCGCGGGCGAGCGGCCGCUGCGCCUGACGAACUGGACGCGCUCGCGGGUGCGCGUGGUGUGCGGGCCGGGCCUGCGGCGCUGCGGCGACCGCCUGCUGGUCACCAAGUGCGGGCGCCUCCGCCACAAGGAGCCCGGCGGCGGCGGCGGCGCGGGCGGCGUGUACUGGGUGGACUCACAGCAGAAGCGGUAUGUCCCAGUGAAAGGGGACCAUGUAAUUGGCAUAGUGACCGCUAAAUCUGGAGACACGUUCAAGGUCGAUGUUGGAGGGAGUGAGCCUGCCUCUCUCUCUUACUUAGCAUUUGAAGGCGCCACGAAAAGAAACAGACCAAACGUCCAAGUUGGAGAUCUCAUCUAUGGCCAGUUUGUGGUUGCUAAUAAAGAUAUGGAACCAGAGAUGGUCUGUAUUGACGGCUGUGGAAGAGCCAACGGGAUGGGUGUUAUUGGACAGGAUGGUCUGCUCUUUAAAGUAACUUUGGGCUUAAUUAGAAAGUUGUUAGCUCCGGACUGUGAAAUAAUACAGGAACUAGGAAAACUGUACCCACUGGAAAUUGUAUUUGGAAUGAAUGGAAGAAUAUGGGUUAAGGCAAAAACCAUUCAGCAGACUUUAAUUUUGGCAAAUAUCUUAGAAGCUUGUGAACACAUGACAACAGACCAAAGAAAACAGAUUUUCUCCAGAUUGGCCGAAAGUUGAUUUCUAUAGUCUUUUGAUGGGUCAACUGAGCCAAGAGACUGGGUUUCCUGGGCAAUGUUUUUUUCAGGUGAGCUUUUCCAUUAGUAUUCUAUUUAUGAAUAUACAUGUUAUCUUAAUAGGAUUCUUAAAUCUGUAAAAAGUUACUUGGUUGCCUCCCAUGUUGCUG